Chenopodium quinoa (quinoa) is the source of this 3154-nucleotide messenger RNA. RefSeq names its product endoplasmic reticulum metallopeptidase 1-like. The record is from RefSeq and is a predicted model, not a curated record. The transcript has 14 exons. Gene Ontology annotation, biological process: proteolysis. The coding region runs from base 252 to 3011 and encodes 919 amino acids. Gene Ontology annotation, molecular function: metalloexopeptidase activity. NCBI's taxonomy places the organism in Eukaryota, Viridiplantae, Streptophyta, Magnoliopsida, Caryophyllales, Amaranthaceae.
CAAGUACUUAUUGAGUUGGGUUUUAAUUAGAAUAGAAUUAUAUUGAUGGCACAAAAUCAAUGUAAAUGCAUUAAAUUACAAUAAUUUGGUCCAUAGGUCAUAAGGGAUCCAUAGAAUUGCUCUCUCUCAGAUUAGUGAGAUAUCCAUUGAAGCGCACUCAAGUAAACGUUCUCCAUUGCAGCGCAGUUGGCGUUCUCCGUUGAAUCUAGUUCUUGUAUCCCCCAUUGAAGCAACUUCUGAGAAAAAUUAAGAUGCGGAAGAGAAACAAAAGGUCCUCACAAGAAUGGAAAGCUGAUGGGAGUAAUGAAGUUGGUAGUUCCUCUAAUGCACAAGAGCCUUCUUGGGAUGAGGCAAUGCCACGAUUGCGUAGUGCAAAUAGGUCAUCGUAUGUUAUGCUGACACUCUUUGCAUUACUCGUUUAUAUCUCAUGGAGUGUUUAUCAUUAUCAGUACGAGGUGUUGCCGGUACCUUUGAGUGCUGAUAAGGCUGGCAAACGGGGAUUUUCGGAGAUAGAAGCUAUGAAACAUGUCAAGGAAUUGACUCAGUUGGGUCCUCAUUCUGUUGGUUCUGAUGCUCUUGACCCCGCUUUGAAGUAUGUGCUGCUUGCUGCAGAAAAGAUAAAAAACACAUCUCAUUGGGAAGUUGAUGUUGAGGUGGAAGAGUUUUAUGUCAAAGAGGGUGCAAAUCAUCUUAAUGGCGGCUUAUUUGUAGGGAAAACACUUAUUUAUGCUGAUCUAAAUCAUAUUAUCUUGAGGAUCACCCCCAAAUAUGAAUCUGAAGCCAAGGAAAACUCUGUUUUGGUUUCAUCUCACAUUGAUACUGUUUUCUCAACGGGAGGAGCUGGUGAUUGCAGUUCAUGUGUUGCAGUCAUGUUGGAGCUUGCCAGAGGAGUCUCACAAUGGGCUCACAGCUUCAGGAGCUCUGUCAUUUUCUUGUUUAAUACUGGUGAGGAAGAGGGUCUAAACGGUGCUCAUAGCUUCAUUAAUCAGCAUCCAUGGAGCGAAACUGUUCGUGUUGCUAUUGAUUUGGAGGCCAUGGGCGUUGGAGGAAAGGCCGGGAUUUUUCAGGCUGGAACUCAUCCUUGGGCUAUCGAAAAAUUUGCCUUAGUAGCUAAGUAUCCAUCUGGUAAUAUCAUGGCACAGGAUUUAUUUACUUCCGGUAUCAUUAAAUCUGCUACAGACUUUCAAGUUUACCAGGAAGCUGGUCUAUCUGGACUUGACUUUGCUUUCACGGACAAUACAGCAGUUUAUCACACAAAGAAUGACAAAGUUGAGCUAUUAAAGCCUGGUUCUCUUCAGCAUCUUGGAGAAAAUAUGUUGGCGUUUUUGCUUCAUGUUGCAUCUUCAACUGAUCUUGUGAAAGGCAAUGCUUCCAGAGCACCAGAACAUGCCGAUCAAAACUCUGCCAUAUAUUUUGACAUAUUGGGGAGCUACAUGAUCGUGUAUAGUCAGCAGUUUGCAAAUAUGCUGAACAACUCUGUGAUUUUGCAGUCGCUGUUGAUAUGGUUCAUGUCCUUAUUUAUGGGCGGUUAUCCAGCUAUAGUUUCGUUUUCUUUGUCAAUUUUAAGUGUUAUCCUUAUGUGGAUAGUUUCUUUGAGCUUCUCUAUUGGUGUUGCCUUCAUCCUCUCAAGCAUAUCGUGGGCAGCAGUGCCUUACAUUGCAAGUCCGUGGUUGGUUAUUGGUUUAUUUGGGUUCCCUUCUCUUCUUGGGGCUUUUGCUGGUCAAAAUCUUGGUUUUCUCCUUCUGCAAAAGUAUCUUUCUAAUGCAUAUGCCCAGGGAAAGCAGACUUUAUUGCCAUCCGUUCAAGUUAAUUUAGCCAGGUUAGAGGCUGAAAGGUGGCUCUUUAAAUCAGGAACUAUGCAGUGGCUGAUUAUUUUGGUUCUGGCACAUUACUAUAAAGUUGGUAGUUCAUAUAUACCCUUGGUUUGGCUUAUUGCGCCGGCUUUCUCAUAUGGGCUACUAGAGGCAACACUGACCCCAAUUCGGUUACCCAAGCCGCUGAAGAUUGUAACCUUACUUAUUUCUUUAUCAGUUCCUCUCUUAGUUUCUAUUGGUUCGAUCAUUCGAAUAUUGGGUGUACUUAUCGGGACUGCUGUACGCUUUGACAGAAAUCCUGGGGGUGUUCCUGAAUGGCUGCUGAAUGUAAUUGUAUCUGUAGUUGUAGCUGCUACUGUAUGCUUGACAUUGGUGUAUCUACUUUCUUACAUCCACCUUUCAGGAGCUAAAAAGUCUAUCAUUCUGGUGAGUUUUGUUUGUUUUGGGCUCUCCCUGGCUGCAGUAUGGUCUGGUGUCAUUCCAAGUUACUCCGAAGAGACUGCUAGAACUGUGAAUGUUGUUCACGUUGUUGAUACAAUGGGUGGACAUGAUAAUGCAAGAGACCCUACCUCGUAUAUUUCAUUCUUUUCCUCAACUCCAGGGAACUUGGAUAGGGAGAUUGAACAGAUCAAUGAAGGUUUUGAAUGUGGUAGAGAGACAGCUGUGGAUUUUGUUACUUUCUCUGUGAACUAUGGUUGCUUGAGCUACAAUGAAACUGAACAAGGAUGGAGUGACCUUGAUAUUCCCAAAAUUGAAAUUAAGAGCGACAGGAAGAUGGAUUUAAGAGUGACUGAGCUUUCAAUUGACACAGGGGUCUCCACGAGAUGGUCUAUUGCAAUUAAUACAGAUGAAAUAACAAAUUUUGAAUUCCGAGUAUCAGGUGAUCAUAAGGAGCUAGUUCCAAUGAGCAAUAAGAGUAGCAUUGGUGGUUGGCAUGUCAUUCAGUUUUCUGGAGGAAAGAAUGCUCCAACAAAAUUUGAUCUUACCCUUCAAUGGAUCAAAAAUUCUGUGCGUUCUACUAGUCAUGCCAGUCCUGAUGCACAAAAAUAUCUUAUAAAAUUGAGGACGGAUAUAAACAGAUUAACUCCAAAAUCAGAGAGAGUUUUGAUGAAGCUUCCUUCUUGGUGUUCUCUUUUUGGGAAGUCCACUUCUCCAUAUACCUUGGCAUUUUUGACUGCUCUUCCCAUUGAUUUCUAAAACAAUUAUUUGCAUUAAGUGCAUAAAUUAUUUUUAUAGCAAAAAAAAAAAAAAAAAAUAUUAACUUUUGAAAUUAGCAUUUGUAUAACCUGUUAGAUGUAUAUAAACUUUAUUUUUAGUUGCAAUUACUUGAUUUUAAAGAG